AUGCAUGCUGUCCAGCGCAGCGAGCCGGGCAACCGCAAGGUUGUGGCCAAGGCCCGUCGCCGUGUGGGGAGGAUCAACUCCUCCCUAGAGCAACAACGCCUCCACCACCUCUUCGACACCGAUGAGAAGGUGUGUGUUAAGAGCAUCCUGGCGACGGCUCGGUCCAAGCGCGAGGCAGAUGAGGCUGCAGCUACGUCAUCCGCUACCACUGCACCUCCGCUGGACUGA
Peronospora matthiolae is the source of this 228-nucleotide messenger RNA. The record is from the annotation of a GenBank genome assembly. NCBI's taxonomy places the organism in Eukaryota, Oomycota, Peronosporomycetes, Peronosporales, Peronosporaceae.